This is a messenger RNA of Diceros bicornis minor, 718 nucleotides long. It is a transcript of the gene EMP3, whose product is annotated as epithelial membrane protein 3. The transcript is spliced from 5 exons. The coding region runs from base 122 to 613 and encodes 163 amino acids. The record is from RefSeq and is a predicted model, not a curated record. NCBI's taxonomy places the organism in Eukaryota, Metazoa, Chordata, Mammalia, Perissodactyla, Rhinocerotidae. Gene Ontology annotation, cellular component: plasma membrane.
GGGAGGGAGGCGGGGGCCUCGAGAGGGUGGAAGGAGGGAGGAGAAGGGCGGGGCACGGAGGCCAGAGCGAGGGACGAGACUCCAACUCUGACUUUUCUGCUGCUCGGCUUCCACUGCAGCCAUGUCGCUCCUCCUGCUGGUGGUCUCUGCCCUUCACAUCCUCAUCCUCAUCCUGCUUUUCGUGGCCACUUUGGACAAGUCCUGGUGGACCCUCCCUGGGAAGGAGUCCCUGAACCUCUGGCACGACUGCACGUGGAACAGUGACAACAAAACCUGGGCCUGCAGUAACGUCAGCGAGAACGGCUGGCUGAAGGCGGUGCAGGUCCUCAUGGUGCUUUCCCUCAUCCUCUGUUGUCUGUCCUUCAUCCUGUUCAUGUUCCAACUCUACACCAUGCGGCGAGGAGGGCUCUUCUAUGCCACUGGCCUCUGCCAGCUUUGCACCAGCGUGGCAGUGUUUUCCGGGGCGCUGAUUUACGCCAUUCAUGCGAAGGAGAUCCUGGCGGAGCGCCCGCAGGGGGGCAAUUUCGGUUACUGCUUUGCCCUGGCCUGGGUGGCCUUCCCUCUCGCCCUGGCCAGCGGCGUCAUCUACAUCCACCUGCGGAAGCGGGAGUGAGGGCCCCGCGUCUCCUGGCCGCCCCAGCGCGCUCCCGGCCCCUCUGCCUCACCCCGAAGCCCCCGCCCCCGUGCAUCCUCCAGAAAAUAAAACCGUUUAACCGCC